Nyctereutes procyonoides (raccoon dog) is the source of this 4387-nucleotide messenger RNA. It is a transcript of the gene TFAM, whose product is annotated as transcription factor A, mitochondrial. The transcript has 7 exons. NCBI's taxonomy places the organism in Eukaryota, Metazoa, Chordata, Mammalia, Carnivora, Canidae. Gene Ontology annotation, molecular function: transcription cis-regulatory region binding. The record is from RefSeq and is a predicted model, not a curated record. Bases 165 to 905 code for a protein of 246 amino acids.
ACCGGAUGUUAGCGGAUUUCCCAUGGUGCCUCGCUAGUGGCGGGCAUGAGAGGAAACUGCAGAGGGUCGCCAGCGGGUUCUAGUGUUCAUUGUUGGAGUUGUUCUCUCGGCGCCGCGGGGCUCUACGAGAUUGGCGCUCGGUCGCUGCGUCGUAGGCUGGUGCAAUGGCGCUUUUCCGGGGCGUGUGGAGCGUGCUGAGUGCCCUGGGAAAGUCCGGAGCGGACCUCUGCGCGGGCUGUGGAAGUCGACUGCGCUCUCCUUUCAGUUUUGCGUAUGUACCAAGAUGUUUUUCAUCCACCGCGAAUUGUUACCCAAAGAAGCCUCUGACUUCAUACGUUCGAUUUUCUAAAGAACAGCUACCCAUAUUUAAAGCUCAGAACCCAGAUGCAAAAAAUUCAGAACUAAUUAGAAAAAUCGCCCAACUUUGGAGGGAACUUCCUGAAUCAGAGAAAAAAAUCUAUGAAGAUGCUUACAGGGCAGACUGGCAGGCAUACAAAGAAGAGAUAAACAGAAUUCAAGAACAGUUAACUCCAAGUCAGAUCAUGUCUUUGGAAAAAGAAAUCCUGCAAAAACGUCUAAAAAAGAAAGCAUUAAUAAAAAAAAGAGAGUUAACAAUGCUUGGAAAACCGAAAAGACCUCGCUCAGCUUAUAACAUUUUUAUAGCUGAAAGGUUCCAGGAAACUAAGGAUGGUACAUCACAGGUAAAGCUGAAGACUAUAAAUGAAAACUGGAAAAAUCUCUCUAGUUCUCAAAAGCAAGUAUAUAUCCAACUUGCUAAUGAUGAUAAAAUUCGUUAUUAUAAUGAAAUGAAAUCUUGGGAAGAACAGAUGUUGGAAGUCGGACGAAAUGAUCUUCUACGUCGCUCAGUAAAGCACCAAGGAAAAGAUGACACUGAGGAGAAUUAAAAUAGAAGAUUGAGUUAUGUUCUUAAUGGAUAGACAUAAGACACCAAUUAGGUCUCAGUACCUGACGCUGUUGAAAAUUAGAAAGGAUAAAGUUGGUGGACAUUUUAUAUUUAAUUCCUUUUUCUUUAGCCCAUGGACUUCUGUCAGUUCAGUUCAUUUUGUAUUAGUAUCUUGCUUUGGAAAACCCAAACAGAUAAAAGUUCAUGCAAAAUGUAUUUUGUGUUAAGGAACUACUGAGGAUCAAAAUAAUCCAUGAAAUGUAGCAGUGAAUCAUUUUACCUUUGAUAAAGGUAAAUCAGACUGUGAAGUUUUUUUUAUACUUGAUGACUGGAAAGAGUAUUCUUGUUUCCUUAUAUGUAUGGAGGCAGGAGUUUCAUAUUCAAAACUGUCCCAAAUUGUAGAAGUCAUAGUGUUCUGUGAUAUAAUUGUACAUUUUAAAAGAGCACCCACAACUCCUCUAGGUAAAUUCCAAUUCCUAGGUAUAAUUCAUAUAUUCAGAGUUGAUGGUUGUACAUGCAAGGAAUUGCUGAUUUCAGUUGCAAUUUUUUAUAAAAGGGAGAAAUUUAUAAACCUUUUCCUCAUUGUCUUAAAGUACAAACCAAGAAAUUAUGUACCAAAUCUAUGCAUAUUGUUUUAUACUGCAUAGAAUAAAAAUUUUAAACGUUUCCUAAUUAUAUGUUUUAAGGUGAAACAUUCAUUUUGCAGAUUUUGUUUUUUUUUUUAAGUAGAGAUAUGUAUUCUGAAUUAUUUUCUCUUUUUCAUGUGAGUAUAUUUAUCCAGAAAGUAGAUAACUUGUCUGGUAUAAGCUUUAAAAUGAGAGAUCUAAAAAACAAAAGUCUUUGAGGACUUGGAAUUUAAGCGUUUUUGUCCAUACAAGGCACAGCCAGUUCUGGCCUAUGAACCAAAUCCAGCCCAUUGCCUGCUUUUCAUGGCCUGUAGGCUAAGGAUUGUGUACAAUUUUAAGUAAUUAAAAAGAAAGCAUAUUUUAAGAAAAUUAACCCGCAAUUCUGUGUCCAUAAAUAAAGUUUUAUUGGAACACAGUUAUACUUUCUCUUUUACUCAUGAUUUGUAGUUGCUUUUGUACAACAGUGAUAGUUGAGUAUUGUUUCAGAGACUACAUCUUUACAAAACCUAAAAUAAUUACUAUCUGACCCUUUACAAAGAAAGUUUGUCAGCCUGUGGUCUAUAGUAUAGAGUAGUAUGACUAGUGUUCCAAUGUAUAAAUGUGUUGGGAUAGUUCUUUAAAACUCAAGAGAUUCUUGUUUUAGGAUCUUUGUCACCAUUAGCUUAAGAGGAAAGAAGUCAAACCACUGAAGAAGCUAAGCAAACUUGCUCCACAGUGUUAGCAAGGAAAAUUAUCUUUAGUUUCAAAUUACAUUGCAGUAUAAUUUAAAAAAGGUCCCUCCAGCCUGGAAUGAGAUUCUUUUAAAAGUAUUUGCUAUGGCUUAGUGAUAUGAACUUUAAGAAUUUUCCAGUUAGCACGUAUCACAAAACCCUUAUCAACUAUUAGCAUUUGUUUAUCCUCUUAAGAGAGUCAAGUAAAGGUUUUCAAAAUCCAUACCACCUUUUUGAUGAAAAUCAUUCAUCUUUCAUCAUGAGUUCAUAGGAACAGGAUAACUCAAAAUUUGUAUGUGCUUUAUAUUAAGAUCAAGAAAUGGUAGGUAGCCUCUAAAUUUCCAGAAGACCUUCAAAGAUUUUUGUUGUUUCUGGUUAGAAAAUCAGUAAGAAGUCACAAAAAAGGUGACUUGUUAUGUAUACUGAGUUUGAUGUAUACUGAGCUUGACAAAGGUAGGGACUGAAAAGAAAAAUAUAAUGAGGGAGAAUAAGAUUUAAAUGUAUAAAAUUGGGUGUUUUCAAACAACUGUCCCCUGUGGUUACAAAUACAGGACAGUCUGCCAUUAGUUAAAUAGAUAGACUAUGAAAACAAAAUAUAUAUACUACGGUUCUAAGGCUAGAGUAUUUUGGGGAAGAAGAGGAGGUACGCUAUUGUGUAUCAGUCUUUCUUAUUUGGAUUUCCGGGAGAGAAUUAAGCCCUAACUCCCUGAGGCAUCUAGAAUGAUACUGAUUAUAUACCACCUUUAGGAGAGUGGAGAAAGUCAUCAGUCAAAUAAUUUACUGUGUCCUGUACUUCAAAUGAGCCCAGGGAGCACAUGGGAGUCAAUGCUGGUAGUGAAUAUUAUAGAAUGAGUGAGAUAGAGAAAGGAAUUUUGUAAAUACUUGACAAAUGUACAAAACACAUCUUUGCAAUUACAUUCUAAGCUCUUGUAGCAUUUUACCUAUGUAUGCUAUUUUAUACUGAACACAUUUAACACAUUCAAAAUAAAUCUUCCUAAAUAUAUUGGGAGGUUCACUAUCUAGUAAGUUCUCAGGUAUUUUACCCUCAUAUAGGAAGAAAAAGUAUGGAAUAAUGGAAAGAGCUAGAGCAGAACAAGAUUUUGAUAAUACCAAAUUUUAUUAGGUUUGCUUUGUUUCUAAAAGAAUGUUACUGUUCAUACUUUAAAUAUUAGAAUAAUCUUAUCCCACACAUUUGUUAAUAAACUUUAGUACAUGCUGAAUACUAGUAUGCCAAAUGCCAAAUGCCACCUAGGUGAACAAUAUACAGUUUCUCUUAAAAAGAACAAGCACUUACAUCGGUAACCAGUGGCCACUCACAUAAAGCCUUUUUAGACUUAAGUUGCCCCAACAAAGUAAUUGCUAUAGGAAGUACAGAAGAGUUUUAGAGAGAAAGAUGCUGAAGAAACGAAACAGUAGUGUUUAUAUUGUUCUAAGCAGUUCAUCAUAAAGAGAUUUUUGUACUUUUGUUCAUAGGAGUACCAAAAUUAGGUUUUAAAAAUAAUUUGAUGACAAUAGAGAACUGUGAUUAUUUUACUUUCUGACAUUUACUCAAAGGAUAUCGUGUGCACAGUCAGCCUACUCUAAUCAUGUAAUUUUGCUAUUGUUUUUGGCUAACUCCUUUCUUCGAAAUGCCAUUUUAAGAAUAAGGGAUAUGUUUUUAUGGUUGCUCUGAAUGUCUAUAUUUAAAUUUGUGUAUUAAAAGGGUAUUACCAUACGUGGAUUUAAAGUCACUAGAAAAUUUUAUUUUCCUGAGAUUUGCUGUACCUAAAAUAAUCACCACCAGGUUGUGCUAAAACAUCAUGAAGUUUUUAUAUAGUUAACUGAUGGUACCCAUUAUUCCUCUUAAUUUUAUCAACAUUCAUUUUAAGAAUAUUCUCUUCCUUUCUUUCCUGUCCCCAACCACCUUCCCUCCUUCUCUUCAUAGCACCAGGCUCUUAGAGACAAAUUUGAAAGUGUUACUAAGCACAGACUGUGUUUUGAGAUUUUAAAGCAGUAAUAGCUUUUUAUAAAUUGAACCUUUGGAAAGAAUAAGAAAAUGAACAUAUUUAUUACUUUGAAUUUGUAAAACAAAGCAUAAUCAUACAAAGUUGCUUUCAUCAGUUUCUUAACAUUGUUCACAAAUAAAGUACUUUGGAUAAUUGAUUAAA